AUGGAGGCCGAGGCAGGCGGCCUGGAGGAGCUGACGGACGAGGAGAUGGCGGCGCUGGGCAAGGAAGAGCUAGUGCGGCGCCUGCGGCGGGAGGAGGCGGCGCGCCUGGCGGCACUGGUGCAGCGCGGCCGCCUCAUGCAGGAGGUGAAUCGGCAGCUGCAGGGCCACCUGGGCGAGAUCCGCGAGCUCAAGCAGCUCAACCGGCGUCUGCAGGCAGAGAACCGUGAGCUGCGCGACCUCUGCUGCUUCCUGGACUCGGAGCGCCAGCGCGGGCGGCGCGCCGCGCGCCAGUGGCAGCUCUUCGGGACCCAAGCAUCCCGGGCCGUGCGCGAGGACCUGGGCGGCUGUUGGCAGAAGCUGGCCGAGCUGGAGGGCCGCCAGGAGGAGCUGCUGCGGGAGAACCUGGCGCUUAAGGAGCUCUGUCUGGCGCUGGGCGAAGAAUGGGGCCCCCGCGGCGGCCCCGGCGGCGCGGGGGGCUCAGGAGCCGGGCCAGCACCCGAGCUUGCCUUGCCCCCGUGCGGGCCCCGCGACCUAGGUGAUGGAAGCUCCAGCACUGGCAGCGUGGGCAGUCCGGAUCAGUUGCCUCUGGCCUGUUCCCCCGAUGACUGAAGGCACUGCUUCCUCCACGCCGACGCCCGCCCGGAUUGCUCCCCGAGCCCCAGGACCGCUGUGGACCUCGGGACCUGGACGCCCUCCUGGCUGCGCAGGAGGGGCCGCUGGCAUGGACUAAGAAAUCCUGACACCAAGAAGGGCCCCUCGCUCUUGCUGGCAGGGCAGCAGGGGGACUGAAGGCUGGAGCGGAGGGACUUGCUGGGGGUUGGAUUGGGGGUAAUAAACCCGGACGGAAGCGGA
This is a messenger RNA of Pongo pygmaeus (Bornean orangutan), 852 nucleotides long. It is a transcript of the gene CCDC85B, whose product is annotated as coiled-coil domain containing 85B. Gene Ontology annotation, cellular component: nucleus. The record is from RefSeq and is a predicted model, not a curated record. Gene Ontology annotation, biological process: negative regulation of DNA-templated transcription. NCBI's taxonomy places the organism in Eukaryota, Metazoa, Chordata, Mammalia, Primates, Hominidae. The transcript has a single exon. Bases 1 to 609 code for a protein of 202 amino acids.